GAAGAUAUACAAGUCUACUGAAUUUGUUUAAAUCAUUUUGCUUCUUUUCUAGUAAAAUCACGAUGGAGAUGCAAUAUACUUUGAGAUUAAUUACUUUAUUACUACUUCUUCACACUGUAAGGGCUGUGACUUUAUCCUCGACAUCCCCAUCUUUCUCUCCAAUCGUCAUUCAGGCUGAUUAUGGAAUAAAUUAUACAAAAACCAUAAACGCUACGAUCGAAUAUGUGUUUUUGUAUCCCACUAGCAAUAUAUCCUUGGAAACCGCAAGAAUCAAGAUAGAAAGCAACGCAACUCAUAGUUUGCCGUUGAUAAUAGUAGUGCGUCAAACAACUGGUAUCCUAUCUUGGCAAAUACCUUUGCUUGUCAACGGCGUGAACUUAGAUACUGUGACAUAUAACAAGACUAGUCGUACUCUGUGCUCCACCAAGUAUUAUCGAUAUGCACAAAACGACGAGGAAUAUGUUAUUGUCGGUAUCUCCACAGCCAGUCGCGAUAAUAUCUUCUUUCAAAUCAGCGUGGUUGAAAUUACAGACUUUUAUUUAAAUUCUGGAACUGAAGUAGAGGUACAGAUUUCUCCAUCUGAACCUAUAUAUUAUGGCUACAUCUUCUCAAAACAGGAGAACUCCUCUGUCAUUGUUCGCGUCGAAUCGGAUAAUGAUGUCUGUAUGACCGUGUCUAUACAAAAUACUUCGUGUCCUGUAUUCGAUUUGGAACGAAACAUCGAGUUUUCUGGACACUGGCAAACUAUGAGUAGAAGAGGAGGUAUUACAGUACCGAGGGAGGCUUAUCCAUUAGGAUUCUUCGUUGUACUUGUCGUCAAAGGGGAGGACACCGAUUGCAAUGGGUUAUCAAGUAGUAAUCCUCUUCGUACUAAAAAUGUUACGUUAAUCGUAAAUCCUACUAUUACUAAACGGGAUUAUGUUGUUGCAUCGGCAUCCGCGGCGGCAAUUGUAUUAGGUUUUUGUAUCUCUUAUAUAAUGGCUGUAAUAGUAUUCAAUAUCAGAGAGACCAAGAAACUUGCGACGCAAGAACCGAUAAACGAACAAAGCCAAGAUGUUAACGAGCACGUACCGAGUCCGUCGACGAAUAGUCCGAAAAAAUGGGAUUCUGUAGAAGAAGAUUCAUCUCUGGAUGAGGACGAUAUAGAUCUAAUGGAAGAUGCUCUCUCCGAUAAGGACGUAAUACGAACGAAGGUCAUCCUCUCGGUUUGCGAUCUCGCUCGCAAAGAACCGAGGAUAUUGCGACAUAAAUCUCGUUUAUACUUAUAUUAUUUGGCAACCGUCGCAAUAUUCUAUACCUUGCCGGUCGUGCAAUUGGCGGUGACAUAUCAGCGUGUACUUCAUACAACCGGCAAUCAAGAUAUGUGCUAUUACAAUUUCUUGUGCGCCCAUCCGCUGGGACUACUGUCCGAUUUCAAUCACGUGUUCUCAAAUUUCGGAUACGUUAUGCUGGGUUUACUGUUCAUAUUUCUAACUUCCUCUCGAGAGCACCACGAGCCGGAUCAGGAGAAAACAAAAUGCUAUGGCAUACCGCAACAUUACGGUCUGUUUUAUGCAAUGGGCACUGCAUUAAUAAUGGAAGGUAUAUUGUCGGCGAGUUAUCACGUGUGCCCUAGCCGUAGUAAUUUUCAAUUUGACACCAGCUUCAUGUAUGUAAUCGCUGUGCUGUGUAUGAUCAAAAUUUAUCAAAAUCGCCAUCCCGAUAUAAACGCUAGAGCACCGGUAACAUUUGGAAUGUUGGCUGUUAUAAUAUUCGCAGGACUGAUCGGAGUUCUAAAUGGUUCUAAGACCUUUCUGAUAAUAUUUUCUAUCCUGCAUUUACUAAUAUGCUUCUUUCUGACUGUGCAAAUAUAUUACAUGGGACGAUGCAAAUUCAACAGAAGCGUUUUUAAAAGAGUGAUACAGGUAUGUAAUCUAUUUAAUAUCACGCACUGUCGCAAGACAUUUGCCAUUGGUAUCUUGCAGAGAUUCAAGCACGAGGCACGCUGCGGCAUAUGGCAUUUACUUCGACCGCUUUAUCCCGCAAGAUUCAUAAUGCUCGUAUUAGCGAAUUUAUGUAACGUCGGUCUCGCGGUAUUCGGAAAUAUGUAUCAGCAAGGCAACUUCGCUACAUUUUUACUGGCUAUAUUGAUGUCCAAUUUAAUUUUAUAUACAUUCUUUUACAUAAUGAUGAAGUUGUGCCAUAGGGAACGGAUUCUUCCUACACCCGCGAUUUAUAUUUUCCUAUCCAUGCUAUUUUGGGGAGCAGCCUUGUACUUCUUCGUGAAUAAAACUAUUUCUUGGGCUCUUACACCGGCCCAAUCCCGCCUGUACAAUAAACCUUGCGCAUUAUGGAACUUUUUUGAUUCCCAUGAUAUCUGGCACUUUCUCUCUGCACUAGCAAUGUUCUUUUCAUUUAUGGUAUUACUUACUUUAGAUGAUGACUUAACAGAUGUACAUCGGAGUCAAAUACCAGUUUUUUAAGGAUAAUCUUCUACGUAGGUUUGAGAAUUAUGUGAAACUUUACAAUUUUUUAUGAGGUAUUCUCUCGAAUGUACAUACAUGGUAUAUAGUUUAUAUAAUAUACCUAAUAGUAAUUUUACAAAAAAAAUUAUAUCAAAUAUAUAAAAGGCUUGGGAGAGAGAGCGUGUGCGUGUGUAUUUCUUGUGAUAGAAACGUGCUAGUGAGUAUUGUCUGCACCAAAGAAUGCGUGUGACGUUCGAUUAAACCGAAUAAAUGUAUAGACGCAUACAAUGUUACAAUAAACAAAUUUUAAUUCCAGUGCUUCGAUGGCACUUUUUAUGAAGAAUGUGAUAAUGUUUGAAAAUGAAAAUAUAUAUCUUCCGCGCAAAACGUAGAAAGAAGAAAUUAACAUAGAGAAAAAACAUUUAACGUUAUACAUAGAAUGUUUACAUUUUUGCAUCUGUCGUAAGAUAAUGUUAUUUAAAUGCGGCAGUUGCGCGAGCAUAUUGUUCAUCAAUGUCAAAGUCUCUUACAAUGUUUUCCUUCGAAAAAUAAAUAUACAUUUUAUAUA
Molecule: messenger RNA, 3012 nt
Organism: Temnothorax curvispinosus
Lineage: Eukaryota; Metazoa; Arthropoda; Insecta; Hymenoptera; Formicidae
Product: SID1 transmembrane family member 1-like
Exons: 8
Coding region: 63-2462 (799 amino acids)
Cellular component (GO): membrane
Source: RefSeq, a predicted model, not a curated record